AUGACCACCUUCAUCCUCAAGAACAACAGCACCACAACAUACAACAAGCACUUGACGCCAACGUUCGACAUGUCUGACCGCAACACCGCUAAAGACCACAAGAUGGCCACGCAUAAAACCAAAGCCGAACAGAAGCGCGACAUCGACACCGCCGAAAACAUCACCCAAGCUCGCUUGCUUGCUCAAUUACAUUCGCACAACAACGAUCCCGAAACGAACAGUCGCCAUCAAAACAAUGGAGGAGGUGCAAAUGUCUCUACAAGAUCAACAAUAAGAGCGUCGGCUUCGGGAGCGACCGCGCCACAGUCCGGAACCAAGAGACGAGGGCAUUCCACUGCACGAGGAGGGAACCAGGUAUCGAAUCAAGCCGGUAAGAAAAAGGGGUCCGGUGCGAAGACCAAGAACCCGCAAAAGCCAACAACAGAGCCGAGUGACUCUGCAACUGGUGAGGAAGAUGGAGAAUCUGAGCAGGGUGGUAGUGGAGAGGAGGCAAAAGAUGAUAGCGACGGACACGAAGACGAAGUUGAGAUGACGGAGGAUCAGAAUCUGUUGGAUGAGACAGAUCAGAUUCGAGAGGCAGCAGGCGAUGGUGCUGGAAGCGGAGAGGAAAGCCUCUUGGUUGAGAGGGUUGACGAACAAGCUCCGGUGGAGGAACAUCCUCCAGCGAGCGGUUCUACUCAAGACGUUGACUGUGCACAAGACGAAAACAAAAAGGAACAUUCUCAAGAGAUGGACGACGGCAUGGAAGGAAUCGAUACACGCAACGAACCCGAAGAAAAUGGUGUUCGACUACAACUCCAGAUCGACAGCGAGCAGCAGGAACAGCAACAACAGACCUUUCCACAGCCGCAGCCUGAACACCCCCUCCAACCGACUACCACCACAACUGCGACCGCCAUAGGACAAUCGUUGCGCAACAUGCAGCCUUUGGCUCUGGCUCCGGUACCAGCAGCGCCGGGAAGUCUUGCCCACAAGGCAAGCAGAUCUCAGGAGUGGAAAGCUUGGAGGCACAACAGCGAACAAGAGCGGCAGGACGUGUGGCGGGAGAUUUUUGGACGACCCAAGACGCCACCGCCUGGGGUGUGA
Molecule: messenger RNA, 1086 nt
Organism: Zasmidium cellare ATCC 36951
Lineage: Eukaryota; Fungi; Ascomycota; Dothideomycetes; Mycosphaerellales; Mycosphaerellaceae
Exons: 1
Coding region: 1-1086 (361 amino acids)
Source: RefSeq, a predicted model, not a curated record